Molecule: messenger RNA, 1272 nt
Organism: Exaiptasia diaphana
Lineage: Eukaryota; Metazoa; Cnidaria; Anthozoa; Actiniaria; Aiptasiidae
Exons: 4
Coding region: 7-585 (192 amino acids)
Source: RefSeq, a predicted model, not a curated record
AACUGCAUGGUCAUUUAUUACAAACUAAGUUCCUYUACYUGUAACUGGAGUGUCGUUUCUUUCGUUAAAAUGGGUGAAUAUCCAGGAGAAGGCUACAAAAUGUCMGGUUAUGGACUUAAACUGUACAAUCCACAAGAAGAAAAAAGUCAAUGGGUCGAAACUGUCAAGCGCGAAGAAAGUAUUCGAACAAACCACAUCGUGACAAAAGGAGGUGAAAAUGUUUCCAGUUCGUGGAAAAUCAAAAAACCCGAACCCAUAGACAUCACACAAGACACUAGCUACUUCAAAGCAAAGACUUUGCACGACCGACCAUCGACAUACGACCGUAUCAAUCGAGUUGUACUAGGAUACGACCAAAAACUACACAGAGACGACCGUGAGCACGCUAAAUCCAGAGGACUUCGAGUCAACAGCGAGGAGAGUGUGUUACCAGUCCCAUCGCUGUCGUCGUCUGUUUAUGGACAUCCAAAUAGAAAACCUCUUGAAUUCCCUGACAGAAARCACGUGCGCGUUGAACUGUGUAAGAAGGACUUUCUACGACUAAAUGGGACAAACAUAUCGACGAAUGAUCCUAACUACCAAUAGCUUAUUAGCCAAUAGUAGAUAUGAGUCCUAGGUAUGGUUACGGCAUUAACUUAAAAUAGGAUAUGGAGCCCUAAAACAASAAGAUGUUUGKKGAAGGGAGGGGUGCAAGACUCUCCGUACACAUGGGCGAUGGAAGGAAAACAGGAGUGGURGASGAACGCUCUYACUGCAGUAAAGGCGAAGAAAACGGACAGGGAUAAAAGACACCAGUAGCCGCAGAACACAAGGUUUCUUCUCGCUUUUCCUCUUACGUCUCCAGUCGCUGAAUCACAAACGCACGCAAAGGACUUUUGAAUACGCGCGAAAAUACUUUACGUCUUUGCUGUGAAAACACGUGCGCAAUGCAUUACGUCUCUGCUUGUCUACUUUCACACGAAUGUGAGUGGGUUGCGUCCCCGUCUUCUUCAUCUCCGCUUUCUUCGCCACUAGCUAGAGCUAAURGUUCAAAAAGGUUGAAGUUUGGACCUUUUAAAGAAAGAAUUAACUUUUUGAUAGAUGUUAUAUCUAUAUUUUCAGUUAACGAAAAUAAUUAUGUAAAUGCGUAGAAUUUUAUCGUUUAAACUUUAUUUACAUGGACUUGUACUUUUCAAGCUUCAUUCAAUAGCUUAAUGGUUUCUAAAUUCAAUUUUAUGUACAUUUUCAAUUUUAAAAUUCCACAAUUUGUUUCAUAGUUACGAUACAUAAAAU